AGAAGAAGAAGAAGAAGAAGAAGAAGAAGAAGAAGAGCUGCUCGUAGCAAGCUAACGGUUUUCCGAGUUGAGCCCUCAGGUUUUGGGAGCUUGUGGUAGCGUUCAUCGCGUCGUGCUGACAUGGCUUUACUAACGCCGUUGUUUGCUUUUCUCUACCACCUCCCGCAAGUCUACAAGUGGCUGCUGAAGCCUUACUAUGUUGCUUCCCUCUUUAUGUCUGUAGCCUUCCUGGCGAUCCGUAAGACGCCUGGAAUCUGCGACCAUCUAGCCUCUCAGCGGGAGGACGGGAACUCCUGCGACUUUGACUGGAGAGAAGUGGAAAUCCUCAUGUUCCUGAGCGCCAUCGUCAUGAUGAAGAACCGCAGAGCGAUAACUGUGGAGCAACAUGUGGGAAACAUCUUCCUCUUUAGCAAGGUGGCUAAUGUGAUCCUGUUCUUCCGCCUGGACAUCAGGAUGGGCCUGCUCUACAUGACGCUCUGCUUAGUGUUUCUGAUGACCUGUAAGCCUCCUCUCUACAUGGGACCAGAGUACAUCAAAUACUUCAGUGACAAAACCAUUGAUGAUGAGCUGAACAAGGACAGUCGUGUGACUUGGAUUGUUGAAUUUUUUGCCAACUGGUCUCCAGAGUGUCAGUCCUUUGCUUCAGUGUAUGCUGAUCUCUCGCUAAAGUAUAACUGCGCCGGCCUCAAGUUUGGCAAGGUUGACAUCGGGCGCUAUGGAGAAGUUUCCAGAAAGUUCAGAGUGUCAGCAUCUCCUUUGUCCAAGCAGCUUCCAUCUGUGGUACUGUUUCAGGGGGGUAAGGAGGUAAUGCGGCGCCCACAGGUGGACAAGAAAGGCAGAGCUGUAUCCUGGAGCUUCACUGAGGAAAACAUCAUCCGAGAGUUCAAUCUGAAUGAGCUCUACCAGAAGUCCAAAAAGUUCAGCCGGAACAAAGUUGAGAAGACGAGCCCAUCCCAGUUCCCACCAGUCCCUGAGGAGGAGGAGCCUGAGCAGCCAGGAGCCGGAGCCCAGGUGGAGGAGUCCAAGAAAGACAAAUAGGAUGCUAGCAUCACCAAGCUUGAACUUGUAGUACCAGACUAAUCAUCUGCCUCAUCUACACUCUUCUUAUCAAGUUGUUCAGUUUGCCCCCAAUCCAGUCUGCAGAUUAGUUACGGCUGUGGUAAAAACAUCCAAACUUAAUAUAUCCUUAAUCAGUGUUUUUAUUCUGUCCUUAAAUGAGGAAGUGACUAAGACACUUUUAUAUUGUUGGGGGGGGGGGGCGUGUUCCAUCUUCAUGUGAAGGUCCAUUCCAUACAUGGGCCACAAAUGUCAUGCUGUGUUGUUUAUUGUUACUAAUUUAGCUUAUUUCAAAAUGUACUUAGUCUAUUCCUGUGAACUGAUCCUAACGCUGCUGAGUGGAUAUUACUGCUCAUAUUGAUUCAAAAUGCUAAAGCUUAAUGAGCUAAAUGUAUGAGUGGCUUUAGCCGCUACAUUAAUCUGACAUAAAGCAGACUUAUGUCAGAGGGAAGGUCAGCAAGCUAAAACACUCCAGACCAGCAAGCCUGAUCCUUCAUCAAUUGCAAAUAGUUCAGAAUCCAGGAUUCAUGUCAGAUGUUCCAACAUGGAGCAUGGGCUGAAAACAAUUGGCUGGAUUUAGCUUUACUCUGUUUCUGUAGAAGCCAGUGUCCCACAUGUUGGCAGUUUCUAAAACGUGGCUUUAGAAACUGCAGGAGGACCAUAAGUCCAGACAGCAAGGCUUGAGACAUCCAUGCAGCCGUUGAUCUUUGGUUUUAAUCAUCUGCCUUUCAUAUUAAACAUGUUGACCUUUUAAGGAUCUGCUCCUAAUAUUAAACAUGUGAACGUUGAGCUUCUGUUAACAUUCCAGUCCUGAACUGUUAAACAGUUUGGGUUUUGUUUUUGAAUGCACUGACUGUAUUCCUGUUCUAUGUUGUUCCUAAACAUCUUUUUUGAAGGUAGUUUUUACGUUUGUGUUACGUUGCAUUUCUCUGGAGCAGGGAUUCCCAAACUGUGGUGCGUGCACCCCCUGGGGGUGCGCAAGCUGAAAUCUGUAAAGACGGUUUGACAGUGUUUUUUCCCACACCAUAAACACGUGUAAAUAAACAUUUCCUUUGUGGAAACUAAAAUCAAAACAGCAAAUUUAAUAAAUAAAUACAAUGUAUUGACAUUAAUAUCUGUUAAUUCUGCAAAUAUGCUCAAUUGGCUGAAACCAGGUAAUCGGCUGGGACACUGAAGGGGGUGUGCGGCUAAAAAAAGUUUGGGAACCCCUGCUCUAGAGCUUACGUCAGACCUGUACUUAUUUAUACUUGUGUAAAGAGUGUACAUGGGUGUCUGCCUUAGAAACGUUUGGCCUCCUUUGUUACACAACAAAUAAAACCCAAAUGCACCCAA
This is a messenger RNA of Fundulus heteroclitus (mummichog), 2388 nucleotides long. RefSeq names its product thioredoxin-related transmembrane protein 2-B. The transcript is spliced from 8 exons. Gene Ontology annotation, biological process: brain development. The record is from RefSeq and is a predicted model, not a curated record. Gene Ontology annotation, cellular component: membrane-bounded organelle. Bases 121 to 1038 code for a protein of 305 amino acids. Lineage: Eukaryota; Metazoa; Chordata; Actinopteri; Cyprinodontiformes; Fundulidae. Gene Ontology annotation, molecular function: disulfide oxidoreductase activity.